UAUACACUAACAUUGACUGUGUGGGUUCAUCUUCCUCCCAUCUUGUCUUUGGAAAUAAUUCAUCGAGCAAGAUCAAAACAACGCAUCAACAUCAUCGCGGUCUUCUGAGAUUGCAAUAGAAAAACAGGUGCCGCAACUGGCCAUGGAAGUCUUCUUUCAAUCUAAUCAAGCUUGAACCAGCGGGGUUCACAAUUAUAGGCUGAACUUGACUGUGUGGUUUCAUCUUCCCCUCAGGUUGCCUUUCAGAAAUAAUAAACCAAGCAAGAUCAAAACAGCUGAACACCAUCGUCGCCUUCUGGAGGGUUCAAUAGAAAAAACAGCUGCUGCAACUGCAAGUCUUCUUUCAACCCGCCGGUGCGAAGUUUUAAAGGAAGGAUGGCCACGGAGGCGACCAGUAUCGAAUGGGACUUCCUCGACAACGACACGGCGAUGUUCAACGACACGGCCGGCAUGCCGCACGUCAUGAGGGGGCCAAGUCCGGAGUUUCUCGCCAAAGCAGCGAAGUUCAACCUCUUCUACAACAUCAUGACUUACUUCAUACUCGUCAUAGGAGUCCCCGGCAACGUGUUGUCGUUCGUGGUGAUGAUGGGCCCGCGGCUGAGAAAGGCGCCGUCCAGUUUGUACCUGGCCGCCCUGGCCGUGGUGGACACCAUCUUCUUACUGACUUCAGUAGGGCUGCAGAUACUUCACGACGAGGACAUCAUCCACGCCAGUGACGUGUACUGCAAGCUGACCAAGUUCCUGGUGCGUUCCUCCGGGUACUUGUCUGCCUGGAUCACCACGGCCUUCACGGUGGAGCGGUACAUCGCGGUGUGCCACCCCAUGCGCAGGAGCGCGCUCUGCACGAUGGACAAGACCAGGAAGGUCCUGCUGGGGAUGGUUCUAGUGGUGUGCAGUGUGAGUUGCCUGGAGUUCUGGGCGCAGGUUGAGCGGGAAAACAUGUGCGUGUUCCGCGACCCGCAGACAUGGCUCAACAUCACCAUAUACGACAUGACGGCGGGCAGGCUCAUUCCAACUGCCGCGGUGGGGGUCAUCAACAUAGUCAUCGUCAUCCGGGUUCUACAGACACAAAAGAACCGUCAGAACUUGUCCAAGUGUGCCAAGGAGACGGAGAAGCGUCAAAACCAGAUCACGGUGGUCCUGUUCACCGUGUCCACCACCUUCUUCCUCCUCACGGUCCCCCAGUCCGUCUCCGUAGUGUACGACCUCUCCUCGCACGGCGGGCUGCACGGCGGGCUCCAGGACAUCGACGAAGACACCUUGUUCCGCAAGCAGGUCACCAACCACACCCUGGCGCUGAUGUUCAAGCUCAACUUCUCCGUCAACUUCAUCCUGUACUGCGUGACGGGGCGCCGCUUCAGGGAGGCCUUCCUGCGCAUCUUCUGCAGGUGCCUGCCCGUGGAGUACCGUGGCGGGAAGAGGGAGCUGCUGUACAAGAGCAGCCGGUUCACUCAGAGCACCCGCUUCUCCAACUACUGCCACGCGGUGCAGCCUGGGUCCGCGUCCACUCCCAUGGGCCUGUCGUGUAUCGACCACAGCACCAUCUCGCUGCACUCCCUCCAUCCACACAUGAACUACUCGGUCUCUAAACACUCCAAUCUGAGCGUCACCACACCACUAACUCCCGCACCGCUGCCGUCAGCUGAUUCUGAUGCCUCGUCGGCUAAGAAUGGGGGCGCCAAGUUUCAGACGUCGCGAGUGUAGAACUUUAUCUCUGCUAGUAUCCAAUCAUGGAUUACCAAACAGCCCUAAACAUUCAUUGAGCUAUGAGGGACUUGGACUUUAGUCAUGCUCGUUUUUAGAAAAUGAGGCUCAGCGGAAAGCUGAUUCUGAUGCCUGGUCGGCUAAGAAUGUGGGCGGCAAGUUUCAGACGUCGUAAGUGUAGAAACUCUAGUUUCCAACUCAUGGAUUACCAAACAGCCCUAUUUAGAAGAACUAUGAGAGUCUUGUAUUUGUGUCAUGUAAACCUUUAGAAGAUGAUGCUCAUCGGAAAGAAUUUAUCCAUCAGUUAAAUGUGCUCAUUAAAGCCUUGGUAACAUUUGUCAACCAGGGCCCGACCGAGCCGCUUUCUGGAAGGACAAGUAGGAUAUAAAAGACACCAAAUGACACAAAAUGUAAAAAGAAUAGUCGUGGGUAUCAUGUAAUCUGUAUGCUUUUCGUAUACAUUUCUAUUUUUUUAGUAUAAUUUUCGUCUCUUGUAAAGCCAUAAAUCUUGGUGUAAUUUUGGAACAAGGGGGGGGGGGGGGAUUUACAAAGCUAUUCAGCUUUAGAUCAAGACUGAGGCCCGGGCUAAUAAAUUCAGGCGCCCGAUGCAGAAGUUUCAUGUACCCUUGACAGAAUCAUAUCAUGUGUUUGUUUGUGGACAUUGGCGUCUCAAUGUCUUCGCUGUUGAUCGGAAAUCAUCCACAUGGCUUAAUGUGACUUUCUGUGGCGUUUGUAGCUGUUAUCUGUGAGUACUUAGUUCACAAAAAAACAGGUGGAUAUUCAGGAUAUUUUUCAUGAAUAUAAAGAACAAUUGAAUCAAUUGUAUCUAUGUCCAUUUCUAGAAAUGUAUUUUUAUGGGUAUUGUUGUUGAAGUUAUAAAGUUGUGUAGUCUCAUAUUAUGAUGCCGCAUAGAAUUACACUAUAAAUAUAAUUAAAUAGGAGACGGGAUUUGAAUAUCAAAAGAAUAUAAUGAUGUGACUGUUCUUUUCAAUUGGAUGAAAACUCACAAUGUAUAGUUGUACUGCGUUGGUCAGCUGGUUUGGCCGUUUUGAAUAAUGUGUUUGACAUCGAUAUAUCUUGAGAAGGUAUUAUCAAAUUUGAUGUGCCAUAAGCGUGUGAAGUAUAUGUGGUUAUCAUAUGAUAUUUUGAUUGUAUAAAUGGCAUUACAAAAACAACAUCAGAUUAUAUGUAUGUUAUAUAUGUGUGUGUGGCGUUUGAUAUUUGCUGUGCAUUAUUAUGUAAGAUUUACUUGAAAUUUUAAUGUCCUGUGAUUUGAAUGAAAUUGGAAUAAACAAGAAAAAUUUAAUAACUCUUGCUUGGUUUUGAAUUGUUUUGCUUGUGUUUUUCUUGUGUUUG
Messenger RNA from Branchiostoma floridae (Florida lancelet), 3060 nucleotides. RefSeq names its product probable G-protein coupled receptor 139. Lineage: Eukaryota; Metazoa; Chordata; Leptocardii; Amphioxiformes; Branchiostomatidae. Gene Ontology annotation, biological process: G protein-coupled receptor signaling pathway. Gene Ontology annotation, cellular component: membrane. Gene Ontology annotation, molecular function: G protein-coupled receptor activity. The record is from RefSeq and is a predicted model, not a curated record. Bases 376 to 1704 code for a protein of 442 amino acids. The transcript has 7 exons.